CUCCAUUUCCCAAAUUGAUUAGGGUUUAGGGUAUUAUUGACCAUUCUUUCUCUGGAAAUUUCGAACGGUGAAGAAAUUACUGAACUACAAAAUGGAUUCGAAGUUAAUAAGCGAUGCUUCAGAUUACGGUUUGAGAAUUGAGAUCAUGCAGCUGAAACACAUUCCGGCGGCGGCGGCGGCGGCAGACUCCGACAACAAGGCGGUGGUAUCGGCUAUUGAGAAGUUUGGGACAAUGAAACGCCGUCGUAACGCCUUUUCCAAAGUAUUUUGGGAUAUAUUCUAAGUUUUGAGGAUUUUCUGAAAUAUAUACGAUUUCUGGAAUAAUCGGAGAAGCAGAGAAAAAUGGCGAACAACGAUAUCGAACAUUACAAGUCGAAGGUGACACCGUAUGUGUUUGCAUGCUGGAUACUUGCUGCCUUCGGAGGGCUAAUGUUCGGUUACGACAUCGGCAUUUCGGGUGGAGUAACGGCUAUGGACGAUUUCUUGAUAAAGUUUUUCCCGAACGUACACGAGAGGAAAAUGCACGUGUCGGAGAACAACUACUGUAAAUACGAUGACCAAAUGCUGCAACUCUUCACAUCUUCGUUGUACAUAGCAGCGUUGAUAGCUAGCUUCUUUGCAUCGAGAGCUUGUACACUUUUAGGGCGCCGCCCCACUAUUCUUAUGGCUUCGACUUUUUUCAUCGGUGGGGCUUGCUUGUGUGGGGCCGCCGAGGCCAAGUGGAUGCUUAUUGUUGGUCGAAUUCUUUUCGGCAUUGGAGUUGGUUUCGGAAACGAAGCGGUUCCGUUGUUUUUAACAGAAAUCGCACCGGUACAACACAGAGGGGCGGUGAAUAUCCUCUUCCAGCUCUUCGUGACAAUCGGGAUUUUCAUCGCAAACCUAAUAAACUACGCCACGUCGAUGAUUCAUCCCAACGGAUGGAGGAUUUCGUUAGGCCUUGCAGCAGUACCAGGUUGUGUUCUUUUGGUCGGAUCUCUGAUAAUUACCGAAACGCCAUCGAGCCUUAUCGAGAGAGGCAAAGAAGACGAGGGCAAAAAGGCCCUUAAAAAGAUAAGGGGUGUCGAUGAAGUUGACGCCGAGUUUCGGCAAAUUGUGGCUGCAUGCGAACAAGGGAGACAAGUGAAGAAGCCAUUCAAGAAACUGUUCAAGAGAUCUGGAAUUCCGGCGCUGUUUGUUGCUAAUAUAAUUCAGGUGUUCCAACAGCUGACGGGGAUUAAUGCAAUCAUGUUUUACGCUCCUGUCUUGUUUCAGACAUUAGGGUUUAAAUCCGAUGCUUCGUUGUUGUCGUCUGUCAUUACCGGAUUGGUUAAUGUUGGUGCUACUUUCGUAUCUAUCUACCUUGUGGAUAAAGUAGGAAGGAGAAAGCUGCUUCUCCAAGCUUCUGUCCAGAUGUUCAUCUCACAGGUUGCGAUUGGAGCAAUCUUGCUAACUCAUCUAAGUGCAACCGGCACACUGCACAAGGGGCUAGCAGCUCUAGUGGUUAUUUUAGUGUGCACGUUUGUGAUGUCGUUCGCAUGGUCGUGGGGCCCGAUGGGGUGGCUGAUUCCGAGUGAAAUAUUCCCGAUCGAGACAAGAACAGCAGGUUUCGCAUUUGCUGUCAGCACAAACAUGAUAUUCACGUUCAUAAUCGCGCAGGCGUUUCUAUCAAUGAUGUGUCAUAUGAGGGCGUACAUAUUCUUCUUCUUCUCCGCAUGGAUUCUCGUGAUGGGACUCUUUGUCGUGUUCCUAUUGCCCGAGACGAAAGGAAUACCGAUCGAGCUUAUUGAGGAAAGAGUAUGGAAGCAGCAUCCGGUGUGGAAAAAGUUCUACGACGACGAGGAAGGGAAGAGAGACGACAUGGCUUGAAUAAUGUGAACAUGUAAAAAGGAUUUUGUGUACAUAGUGUUGUUUUGGGUGAAUUAGUUUUCGGUUUUCGUUUGUCCUUUGUCUCCAGAUUAAUGUUGGUCUUGUUUUUCGAUUUUUUUUCGACACUUUCUGGUAUGUUUGUACAUCUGGGAAGCUGUCCUGUUGAUGAAUAUUUACUUGCGAUUUAAAUUAUUAAAUUAAUAUAUAAGGCUCUUUGUAUUUA
Molecule: messenger RNA, 2068 nt
Organism: Erythranthe guttata (spotted monkey flower)
Lineage: Eukaryota; Viridiplantae; Streptophyta; Magnoliopsida; Lamiales; Phrymaceae
Source: RefSeq, a predicted model, not a curated record